Protopolystoma xenopodis is the source of this 891-nucleotide messenger RNA. NCBI's taxonomy places the organism in Eukaryota, Metazoa, Platyhelminthes, Monogenea, Polystomatidea, Polystomatidae. The record is from the annotation of a GenBank genome assembly.
GCGGCAGGUAUAAGUGAGGCACCACAAGUUUCAUUUCAUUCCGUAGCUGCCUUCUCCACGCCUCUUCCUCCUCCUCUUCCUAUUCCUACGUCUCUGCGUCCGACCUCCCCCCCCUUUUCUUCAAAGUUCCCAGCCUACAUGAUGCUGCUGGGCCAAUCCAGACCUGUAUCAGAUCAUACGCUUAUUAUCACAUCCGCCCAAUCGUCCGCUCGUCACUCCACCCGUCUGUCCGCUUCCACCUCGACUGGUGCACACAGACAGGCUGAUGCGAACUAUGCCCGAGAGUCUCUAGAAUGCUCGGCCCAGACGAGCCAAGCCCAUACAGACGACCCGACCCCUCACACCCCGCGCACCCCGCGCACCCCUUUACACUUUUGUCGUGCCCCUUUCACAGGCGUCGGUAGACAUGCCUUGCGUCUGGCAGCAGCCGGACUCGACCGCACUACCUCACAUGAAGUUGCCUCUCGGAGGCAGCUGAAGACCCCGGCCGCGCCAGUGUCAGUUGCCCCACUGGAUUCUUUGGGUCAUUCUCGGUUGGUCUUUGCUCGCCUCGAGUCCUCCUCUUCUGCCUCGGAGCCACGGAGCCUCGGAGCUGCAGAUCCUCGGGCAAAGUCAUUAAUGCUACAGCUCAGCCGGUCGGCCGGUGUCAUCUGCUCACCUCAUUGUCGCGUCUGCGACGGUUAUUCUAUCCGCGAGGCAGGCGCCCAAGUGAGGCGUGUGUCUGAGGCAGAGAGGCACGGACGGACGGACGGACGGACGGAGUGGAGCGUGUGUGUCGGACAGGCUGUGAGACUGGCGACUCACACGAGGCGUGGUUCGCAUGCACGCACACACACAUGCCUGCAUUGGUGCCGAUCCUGUCCGAGUCCGGGCGAAAAGUGCACGCUCGCG